Messenger RNA from Centropristis striata (black sea bass), 1905 nucleotides. Its product is annotated as follistatin-related protein 1-like. NCBI's taxonomy places the organism in Eukaryota, Metazoa, Chordata, Actinopteri, Perciformes, Serranidae. The transcript is spliced from 11 exons. Bases 131 to 1144 code for a protein of 337 amino acids. Gene Ontology annotation, biological process: multicellular organism development; regulation of BMP signaling pathway; cell differentiation. Gene Ontology annotation, molecular function: protein binding. The record is from RefSeq and is a predicted model, not a curated record.
UCCUUUUUCUUUCUGUAACUCAGACGGUGUUUCUCUGCAGAGUCAAGCAGACAGCUUCACUGAUUUUUGGAUAUAAACUCUGGAUAUUUGGAUAUGAAUUUACCAACUGAUUGAUUGAUCGACUGGUUUAAUGAUCACUUCUUUCAGUGCUGAUCGGAAACUGUGGACUGAAUCUGGACUGAGCAACAGCAACAGCUUCUGGACAAACUGUGUUCAGUUUGACAUGAUGUUGACUGUCUCCAUGCUCCUGCUGCCGUUGCUCCUCUCCUCUCCUCCCGUCUCCUCCUCUCCUCUGGCUCAGGAUCAGUCAGUGUGUUCCAUGACUUUCUGCGGCGCAGGACGAGAGUGUGUAUCAACUGAUAAAGGAGAGCCAGUCUGUCGCUGUUUACAGCGGUGCGACGUGACGGAGAACUGGGUGUGCGGCAGCAACAGCAGAUCCUACAGAAAUCACUGUGAGCUGCACAGAGACGCCUGCAUCACCCACACCAAGAUACACUUGGAGCACGGAGGACACUGUCAGGAGAAACCAACAAAGACAGACGUGAGCCCCAUCGUGUGUUUCCUGUCAGAUCGUGAUUGGCUGAGAGACAGAGUGAUGCAGUGGGUUCAGGAGGAGGUUGAAUCUGGAAACUCAACCUCAAAUGUGACCUCAGCCGAUCAGCUCCUGCAGACGUACUUCAAGAUGUACGAUAGCGGAGAUUCAGCGCUCGACUCCAAAGAGUUCCUGAGCUUCCUGAAACAUAAUGAGACAGCCCUCAACCUCACUUACUCUCAUACUCUGGGGACUAACUCGCUGCUGAGGUCUCUGUGUGUCGACGCUUUGAUCGAGCUGUCAGAUGAAAACGCAGACUGGAAACUGAGUUUAACGGAGUUCAUCAACUGUCUGACGCCCACCUACCAUCCAUACGAGAGAAAGUGUGCUCUGGAGGAUGAGGUGUUCGAGGACGGAGCUGAGACUCAGAUGGAGUGUAACAAAUGUGUGUGUGCUUGUGGAAACUGGGUCUGCACCGCUCUGACCUGCAAUGGGGAGCACCAGGUGGAGGAGGAUGAUAACGAUGGAGCAGAAGAAGAAGAGAUGACAGAAGAGGAGUGGAGCAGGAGAGUCGCUGAACUUAACACUUUACAGGUGGACAGUCAACAAUAAACUGCUGCUGUGAUGGAGAAAUGAGAACUUUGCCAUGGAGCCCUGAGAUCACGCUGCUUUAUACGUAGAAUAUUUUUAUAGUUUGACUUGAUCAGAUAGAAAUCGACAUUUGUUUCAUAUAUAUGUUAUUUGUUUAUUAUUUUACAUAUUCCAAAAUUGUUCCAACUUGGUUUGGCAUGUCACUAUUUUUCUAUUUAAUUCUGGGAAUUUUUAGGGUUGGUUAACUGUAACUCUAAACAUUGAUUUUGUUCAUUAUUUAAUAAAAAAUUACCAAAAAAGAACCAAAAGUGAUGCCUUUACAAUGCUUGUUUUGUCCAACAACAUCAAAAGCAGCAAAUUCUCACAUUUGAGAAGCUGGAACCAUAAAAUGUUUUGACAUGCAAAAUGGCUAAAAGAAAAUGUAUUAUAUAUUUUCUACUUAUAAUAUAGUUGCAAAUUAAUUUUCUGUUAAUGGGCAAAUCAUUCCAAAUUUUCAUUUUUUUAUUUUCAUUUCAUUUUUAUCUCAUUUUUUUCUUUAGGUAACUUAACUUUGUUUCUAAACAUUUGUUUUGUCAAUUAUUUAAGAAAAUAUAUAUUUUUAAUUAAUUCAAUAUAAUUAGCAAAGACAAUUUGUAAUACUGAUUAUUGACUGAAUCUGACUAAUUUGUUUAAUCAGGCUGAUAAAACACUCAGGAGAUUGAUUUCAGGAUUAAUUGUGUCAGUAUUUCGUGUAUUUGGGUCAUGAAAAUAAUGUUGCUCUAAUAAAAUGUUUUAUUAUAUAA